AUGGCCUCGGCGAGCAUCGACGCCACCCUCUCCGCCGCCAUUGAUGCCGACACCUCGACCGAAGAAAUCCUGCUCGCGGCCACCAACCACGACCUCGACGCCCUGCGCAAACUCUUCCGCACCUACGAUGCCAAAGUCCAGGACUCCGACACCGGCUUCUCCCCCCUCCACGCCGCCAUUGCUUCAUGCGAACCCGACGAGCACGUGCAGGACGAGACGGGCAUGAAUGGCGAGGGCGACGCGAUCAAUGGCCAUGCUCUCAGCGAGCAGUCCGCAUUGGCCACGGUGCAGCUGCUGUUUGAGAAUGGGGCCAUCUGGAAUGAGCUGGACAAUAACGACGACACCCCGGGCUGUCUUGCGCUCCGACUGGGCCUGUCAAAGGUCUAUGAUGCGAUUGUAGAUGCUGGUGUGCGAGCCGAGCUGCUGUUCAGUCGCCUGGACGACUAUGAGUUGCUGCCCGAUGAGCCAGUGGACGGCGAGGAUGGAACCCAUGAUGAUGAUCACCACGACGACGACGACAUCAUCGGCUUUGAACCCGCGCCCAAACGCAAUGAACCAUUGCCGCGGAAUACCAAUGGCCCCGUCCUCACCAACCCCAACGUCAACAGCGAGGACUACCUGCGUUCCAACCUGACCUACUCCGCCGACCGCUUGCUCGACUCCGACAAGAACGCGGUCAUGAUGGACUGGGAGACGGAGAUUAUGAAAAUCUCCGCCAACAAGCUCUGUCCCAAACCCGGCCUUCGCACCAUGAACGUUGGAUUUGGAAUGGGCAUUGUCGACACCAUGUUCCUCGCCAACUCGCCCGCCGAACACCACAUUGUCGAGGCGCAUCCGCAGGUCAUUGAGCGCAUGCGAGAGAAGGGCUGGUUCGAGAAGCCGAAUGUGAGAAUUCAUCAGGGGAAAUGGCAGGAUGUGUUGCCAAAGUUGAUCGCCGAGGGCGUCGAGCUUGACGCCAUGUACUACGAUACCUAUGCCGAAGACUACAGUGACCUGAAGUUGUUCUUUGAUGAAUAUGUCAUUGCUCUGCUGGGCACGCACGGGUUGUUUGGCUUCUACAACGGGCUUGGCGCGGAUCGGCAAGUGUGCUACGAUGUGUAUACCAAGGUCGUCGAAUUCCACCUAGACGAAGCCGGUCUGGACGUCGAGUGGAUGGACAUUGAUGUACCCGAUCUGGCCGGCCGUGGCGAAUGGGAGGGGGUGCGCCGACCGUACUGGGCCAACAUCAAGACCUAUCGCCUCCCGACCUGCAAGUUCCUGGGCUGAAUGCUGCUGCUCGACACUUCUGGCCGCUUAUAUCGUUAACGAGCAGCAGUCGCUUUCAGUCCUCCACGCGCACGGGUCCUCGUGCUGUCUCCCGGAUGAUGCCUCCACGGCUGAGAGGACAUUGCGCGACUACGAUGGCGUGAAGAAGAACGCGCCAUUGAACUGCGGACGCCGACCCCAGCGUACGGCCUCGUGCAGGACAUCUGGUUCGCGGAAUUCCCGGGUGAUUGCUAGAAUGAUGCACGUGACUCACCAGCUUCGGCACGUUGCACCAGACGUCUUCCUUCGAGUUGCUG
Molecule: messenger RNA, 1562 nt
Organism: Neohortaea acidophila
Lineage: Eukaryota; Fungi; Ascomycota; Dothideomycetes; Mycosphaerellales; Teratosphaeriaceae
Product: S-adenosyl-L-methionine-dependent methyltransferase
Exons: 3
Coding region: 1-1266 (421 amino acids)
Biological process (GO): peptidyl-arginine methylation
Cellular component (GO): nucleus; cytoplasm
Molecular function (GO): protein arginine N5-methyltransferase activity
Source: RefSeq, a predicted model, not a curated record